Linnemannia hyalina is the source of this 4044-nucleotide messenger RNA. Lineage: Eukaryota; Fungi; Mortierellomycota; Mortierellomycetes; Mortierellales; Mortierellaceae. The record is from the annotation of a GenBank genome assembly.
AUGACGACGUCCAUGGCUGCCGGGAGCCCGUCUCGAUCUAGCAGUAUGGUUGAGGCAGAGGGCGAAACCGGAGGCAGCCAGGACAGAGGCGAGAGGCAAGUGAUGAUGAACGAGGGCUUUCACGGUACUGACGGUACUGGCGACUUUCACGACGGCGAUGGGGGUAGCGAUGACGCAGGUCGAUGGAACGCAGCCAAGAUGGCGACCGCAGAUAUACCCCAGCAGCAACAGCAGCUACCCACUUCUCCCUUGACCCCUAUCCCAACAGAUGCCCUCCACAAAUCUAACACCUCCACAGAAGCACAGCAACCAGACAGUUUCUCGACUGAGAGCAACAACACGGACUGUAUUGCUCAGCCUGCGACGUGUGGGGUGGAUAGGGGUUUUUUGAAGGUAUUCGCUGCAGGAUACCGGAAGAUCGGUGGUAGUGGUGUCGAGAGCGGCUGUAGCAGCGAUGAGGAGGAGGAGGCUCGGGACAGUGGUGUUGUGUUGGAACCUUGGGACCAGCCAUUGUUGCAGCACCAGCACGAUCAACCACAGUCACACCAUGAUCCGCAGAUCUUGAGGAGAGACCAAAAGUCGCAACGCAGACAGCGGUGUAAGUCGAUGAUCUGUCCCCAAACGCCACGCGAGACAGAGCUGGACGAGACGGAAUCCCGAUCUAACGACGACACCGACUCCGGCAUCAAUGACCACGGCACAUCAACUCCCAACAGCAACAACGGUAUCCGCAUCCAGCCAGGACCUUCAGGAUCAUCGACUGCAUCCAAAGCAGAUCUGAAAGCCACGAGGCGGAGCAAACGCGUUGCAUCCAUGUCUAUCAGCUGGGACCAACACCGGCAUACGUUCAUGGGAGCCCACGGAUUGCCUCCCCUGCCUCCUCUAGCUACCAGCACCAGCGGCACCUUCAACACUAAUACAACGACGACUACCAGGCCUCAGAGGUCAUCCUUCUUUUGCUCACCCUCACUCCACGACAGCGCAUCCGACAACAGUAGCAACAGUAGUGGCUCCAGUACUAGUCGUGACUCGACGGCACGCCAACCUUCACAACCACCCUCGAACGAUUCAACUGGCUCGUUGUCCUCCGCCUUCACCUCCUCCACCUCUACGGCGACCAUCCCGCUCACUCGACCUUCUUCCCCACCCGAUCAGCAUCAUGGACAGUUUCAGUCCUUGGCGGGCUCGUUUGCACAUGGGAUGCCCUUCUCAAAUAUGCUGGAUCUUGCAACCGCCAAGGCAGAGAAUAUUACGGGACUUUAUUUCGUUAAGCAGAUGAAUAACCAGGCCAAGGGAAAUAAUAUGGAGGGUUCAACAGGACAGCAUCAGCAGGAGGAUGGGAAGGAUGGUCAGUCAUGGAAGCGGACGAGGGCUGCGACAAGUACUGGAUCGCCCGUCGUGGACUUUUCUUCUGUCCCUUCCCCAGCAGACCUGGGAAAGACCUCUACUCCCCCAACGUUGGUGCGAGAUGGCGCACGGAAACCCGGAUCCUUGCUUUCUGCAACAACCCCCUUCACCCCUGCCACCGCUGCUGCUGCUGCUGCUGGCGCUACUUCUCAAGGAGAACCGAUGACACCGGCAAAGGGCCUGCACCGUCGAUCGCACUCUGCAUCACACUUUUUCCACCUGUCCUCUCUCAAACAUCACUCACCCGCGCAGUUCAAUCUGGCGCUAUGUUAUGAACAUGGACAAGGAGGCGUCGAACAGGAUCUGACCAAGGCGCUUUAUUUCUAUCAGCAGGCUGCAGAUCAAGGCCACACCAAGGCUAGCUACAACCUGGGGUGUAUUUGUUACAACCAGGGCGAGAUCUCAAAAGCCAUGGCCUGGUUUGAGAGUGCGGGGAAGUGUGGUGUUCAGGGGCUGAUGACUGAUACUGGAGUCUUGCCGUCGUUGUCCUCGUCGACGUCUGCAGGAAGCGUGAAGAAGCCGAACGGACCGAUACUGGAAUGCCCUUUGCCAAAAGCGACGAUCCUUCCACACGAACUGGAAGAUAUGCUGAUGAUGGGUGAUCACCCUUCAGGACCUGAGAGCGAUACAGGUGGUGGAGGGCCUUUUGUGGCAUACCUUCCUGCGAUCCUGUGUUUGGCCCUGUUGUGUCGACAGGGUGUGCAGACGCGGGAGGGGGAGGUGAUUCUGAGAAGGGAUCCGGAUCAGGCGGUGGCGUUGUUGCAGAGAUUACUCGACCGUGCGCCUGCUCGGAUGUUGAAUAAUCUGGAGAGAGGUGGGCAUCACCAACAGAAUCGUCCGCAACCUCGUCAGCAACCUUCGUCGUCGUCCAUGUCGGCGUCCGGUAGUAGUAGCAGGAUGAACACUUUGGCGAAGAGGGAUCCUAGGAAGCGCGCCUCGUUGCAAGUUAUGCCGACUCUACAGCAGGAGCAGCACCACGGAGCGACAGCCGCGGCGUCUUCUUCGAUCUUUUCGACCUCAUGCCCACAACUACCCCUUGGACUCUCUUCUUCCAUGUCGUCUUUGUCCUCGUCUUGUUCGGCGUCUACGGCGCUGGCAGGAGGUGGCUGUGGCGGUGGUAGCGUGCGGGCUAGGCGACCUUCGACCGUGGAGGAUGCGGUUGACGAUGAUGGGGACCACUAUGAGAGCGCUUUCUCCACGAAUAAGUCUCGUGGCAAUAACACCACGCGAGAUCCUCGGCAUCCUUCAGGAUCUCGACAUCGUUCUUUUCUGGACUCGGAGGAGGAACACGAAGAUGAGGAGGAGUUGCAUGGAUCGGAUGUCCACGAGGCCUGGUCGGUCAACUUGGCCCAGCAACUCCUUAAAGCAUGGCAACAACCACCACAACCUCAACCAUCGUCCGUCCAAGGUCGAACCGCCACCACCCCUGCACCUGCAUCAAUGGAGGAAGGACGGAUCCAGCAGCGAAUCGUGCGACACCACCUGCUCUACAUCACCAACCCAACACUCGGCAAGAACUUUUACAACCUAGGAGUGCUCUAUGACCUGUACUUGGGACAUGCGCAGAUCGCGCAACGGUGCUACCGGUCUGCGUAUCAGAACUGUCGAUCUUGUCUUCUGCCUUCUUUGACCCCUACUCCAAUUCCGGCUCAGAGUGAUGGAUUCAAGCAGUGCUCGGUUGCUGCUGGCGGUGGAGCUGGAACUGGAACUGGAAAUGGACAGGCGAAGCAGUUGGCGGGACUGGUGACGAGGAUUAAUAGUGCGUGGAAUCUGGGGGUAUUGCAUGCCAAGCACCAGGAGUGGUCAAGGGCGAGGAGUUGGUUCUUGAAGGCUCAGCAGGAUGUUCUGGCCCAUGAGCGGAUUGUUGCAGCUUGUUCUUUGGCUGCUGGGGCCGAGUCUGUUGCCGCUGAACAUCAGAAUCUGCAUCGACGUGGGAGUCGCUCAGGAGGUGGGAGCGGAGGUAAGAAGGGGAUGGUGUCGGAUUUGGCAGCGUUGUUGAUGAAGCAAGGCGGCGCUGGUGGUGGUGGUGAGGAGACUGCUGAGUGGAGCAGUAAAGUCGAGGAGUUGUUGUCGUUGGGCAACGGCGGCGCCUCUGAGAUGAGGCAGAAGAGGGCUGCUGUGAGCAAGACGGAGAAUGGUGGACCAAACGUCCAAGAGGAGGAGGAAGACGAAUUCAAGACACGGCGGAGGUCGUUGGUCAAUGUCUUGCCCUCCCCUGCUCCCGGUGGGCAGAGUAACAUCAAUGCCCGUGGCGGUCGAGAUGAGCGUCGUGGUCGUAGUGGCGGUCGCGAUGGUUGUAAUGGUGAGAGAGGGGACUCUCUGGUGCCGAAGGAUAGUCCUGGGAGUCGUCAUGCGAGGGAGCAUGGGCUGAUGAUGCAUCUUUCUGCCUCUUCCUCCGCGAGGUCGUUGUCGUCGUCGUCAUCCAAGACCAUGGAUGGCGGUGCUGUCAAAUCUGGCAAGAAGGGUGCUGCGUCCUUGUCGUCGCGUGGUAGUGGUGGUGAGGGUGUGAGUGGUAAUGGUAGUAAUAGUGGAUCGGACGGGAUCCGGACGGAUGCGAGUAAGGUCGCCUGGGUCCUGCGCUGGGUCGAGUCCAACAUGGACUCACCCUCCUCGUCCUCCCUGUCCUUGUCCUUGUAA